Molecule: messenger RNA, 972 nt
Organism: Monopterus albus (swamp eel)
Lineage: Eukaryota; Metazoa; Chordata; Actinopteri; Synbranchiformes; Synbranchidae
Product: tumor necrosis factor receptor superfamily member 12A
Exons: 5
Coding region: 237-602 (121 amino acids)
Biological process (GO): positive regulation of extrinsic apoptotic signaling pathway
Cellular component (GO): plasma membrane
Molecular function (GO): protein binding
Source: RefSeq, a predicted model, not a curated record
CCUGUGAGUCGUGGUGUGCGCGCAGACAAUCUAAGCAGUACAGUACAUAGGAAAUGACUCAUAGGAGUUGAACUGUUAGCGUGGGUGUGUGCGCUAUUAAAACAAGGCGCAGACUCCUCCGGGUGACUCAUUCUGAUGCUCGCUUUUCCAUGCUGAAAACCAGCACGGAUUGCUAAUCAGAUGAACUUUCGGGAAUUGUGUAGCCGACAGCGAGCAGCUUUUUACCCGCAGACAUCAUGGCUUCAAACGCUCUCUGCGCACUCUGCGGACUUAUUAUAGCGGCAGUGACCAAUUUCUAUGGUGUGAGCGCUCAAAGAAGUCAAUGUGGCAGCUCGGAGUUUUGGAACUCAGAUUUGGAUGUUUGCGUGGCGUGUGCAUCAUGCAAGCAGUAUCCAAAGACCCCAUCAUGCAACACAUGUAAACCUGUGGAGGACACGCCUGAUGUGUGGAAACUGGCUGCCAUUACUAGUUUCUCGGUGCUGGCUGUUGUGCUGGUUGGUGCUGCUUUAAUUAUCGGGGUCAUGGUGCACCGACGCAAGUCACAUAAAAGACCUCUCCGUGAGCCCAUUGAAGAAACUGCGGGGCCACUAUAUCAAGCUUAAACAUUUCACCUCAUCUUCCUCUGGAAACAGAUGUGACAGAACCAACAAGUGACUGGUGCAGACGUUGAAGCCUCUGGACCAUGAACUAUAGACUCUGACUGCAGGGUAGCCCUUGACCAGAAUCUGACUAUUUUAAUUUAUUAGACUGUUCAGUGAAGAGGCUUGCUCAGUUCUCACGCUCAGUGUAGGUCCCGUGUGACUGCAGGACUUACAACGAGCGACUCUCACACCUCAGUAGGAAUAGUAACAACAUUAUACUAGAGUUUUAUCAUUGUCACCUGUGCCUUUACUCCACUUAAAUGAGAGUUUGAUCUGGAAGACUUCUGUGAGUUUGCAGAUGUUUGAAUCAGAAAUAAGAUAGAACAACAGU